UCAUAUUGUUUGCCAAACGAAGUGUUUGUGACGUGUCGGAUCUGAAUAUUUUCCGGAAUAAAUAUAGAAAUAUGGAUAAAUUUAGUAUUUUCAGUGUAAUUUUCUUAAUAUCCUUAUUGGAAUUCACCAAUGGUCUUUAUUUCCACAUUGGCGAAACGGAGAGGAAAUGCUUCAUCGAAGAAAUACCGGAUGAAACAAACGUCAUAGUAAAUUACAAGGUAGAGCUCUAUGAUCCACGAAGUGGUGGUUUCAUGCCCUCAUCUCCAGGAAUUGGCAUGCACGUUGAGGUUAGGGAUCCAGAUGACAAGAUAAUCUUGUCGAGAGUGUACAGCUCAGAAGGAAGGAUCUCAUUCACUUCUCAUACACCUGGUGAACAUGUCAUUUGCAUGUACUCCAACAGCACUGCUUGGUUCAGCGGAUCUCAGCUGCGUGUGCACUUGGACAUUCAAGUUGGUGAACAUGCAGUAAACUAUGGUGAUGUAGUACAAAAGGAGAAGCUAUCAGAAUUGCAAUUGAGGAUCAGGCAACUUUUGGAUCAAGUGGAGCAAAUCACCAAGGAACAAAAUUAUCAGAGAUAUCGUGAAGAGAGGUUCCGUCAGACCAGCGAAAGCACCAACUCUCGCGUUCUUUGGUGGUCGGUCACCCAAACUGCUGUCCUCAUUGUGAUGGGAGCCUGGCAAAUGAAGCAUCUGAAGAGUUUCUUUGAAGCCAAGAAAUUAGUUUAAACUUUCCAUCAGUUCACCAUCCUCAGUUGAAAACUAUUUAUAAUUUUUUUUUAACUAAAUCUACAUGAUUAAAAUAAAGUGUUUGUUUUCAUUUU
Nicrophorus vespilloides is the source of this 820-nucleotide messenger RNA. Its product is annotated as transmembrane emp24 domain-containing protein eca-like. Gene Ontology annotation, biological process: endoplasmic reticulum to Golgi vesicle-mediated transport; Golgi organization; intracellular protein transport. Lineage: Eukaryota; Metazoa; Arthropoda; Insecta; Coleoptera; Silphidae. The record is from RefSeq and is a predicted model, not a curated record. Gene Ontology annotation, cellular component: COPII-coated ER to Golgi transport vesicle; Golgi apparatus; endoplasmic reticulum-Golgi intermediate compartment. The transcript is spliced from 3 exons. The coding region runs from base 72 to 725 and encodes 217 amino acids.